UGUACACGCAAUUAAUUCGGUUCUUCAGAAGCCAGUUGUUUAGAAGUCUGUCUGCCGUUUGAUUCUUCAUUUGCAAAAGCAAAAUGGCUGAUAUGUCGAGCAUGUCGAGCAUGUCAAGCAUGUCAAGCAUGUCGGAGAUGUCCGGCAUGAGCGAAAUGUCCACAACCGGAGGUGCUGAAGAAAAGUGGACAAGAAGAAAGUGAAGAUGCUCGCGGCCGUUCUCUGUCUACUGUUGCUAGGGAUUGUAGUAAUCGUGGCUGUAGCGACGUCCGGCUCCUCCAAGGAUUCAGGAGGCGACGACACCACUGAUGAUGCGGCGGAAGACUACUACCAGCCAGGCGGAAGCCAGGGAGGCAGUGAUGUUCUACCGGCUGAAACGACUAUAGUGCCAACAACGACGACGACGACGAGCACUUCUACGACGACUACGACAACCACUACGACAACCGAAAAGCCUCAGCUGCGAUCGAAGCCAUCUCUCUGCACGGUGACACUACCUGUCCCCACAAGAGCAAGGUUUCCUUCUUUGGCGCUCUGUGAUUUGAUCUUCUUCACACACGUUGUCUUCGACGACGCAACCACGAAGAUCAGGGCUUCCACCAAGCAGUUUGAGCCCACCAGCUCCAGCUUUGAGGUCUUCAAGGACUUCGCAAAUUCUGCAAAACAGAUUCCGCGUUCGUCGCAGUUUGGCAUAUCCGUAGACGCUGGGUUCUUGGGAGCCUUUAAGAGUAAACUCGAAUCAACUCUUGGUGCGAACGAAUUUAACCACCUUAUCGACAACAACAUCAAGCAUUUUGGGGUUUUGAGUGUUUUUGGCGGCUCAGAAACAACAACGCGCGACCUACUCCAGAAGUUCCGAAGUAUGUGCGACCAACACGAUCCUAAUCCCGGCGUUAAUCACAAAAGCCUCAUCGUGAUCGGCAUAACAGCACGGAGAGGGGCCAACCAGUUCAAGAGAUGGAUGGAGCACGUUAAGAAUUUCCCUUACGAUAUCAUCCUCAUCCAUACCCACGUAUCCUACUGGGAUACCACAAGCUUCACUGGAACCGCUGGGGCCAGUAUUUGGGACAGCUCAUCCUUUCAGCACUGCAGUAUGAAGGCAGUCAUCUCAGAUUUGCAGUCCACGAGCUUUGACCUGAGCAGGAAUCCUGUUUACAUGUUGACGCUCGGUCUAGCAGUUCAGAUGUUUCGCCUUCCGUCUGACUGGCCUUCUGGCUCGACCACGACCGGCUCAAGCAAGAAGGCAACGAGCAUGACAGUAGCUGAUUACACCGGGGCCUGUUCCACUGAUCUCGCAACACCGGUUAUGUCCACUCAGGAAAAGUACAUGGUGUCCUAUAACAACAUGAAGUCAUACCAGGUCAUCUACGACGACAAACAAACCCUAUUAAUAAAGCUCCGAGAAGUGAAAAAAGCAGUGGCCGACAUCUCUGGGCUCCCACGACAAGGAUGGGCGAUCUUCGACGUGGACAGAGACUCUUUCGACUGGAAUUGUCCGAAUAACAACGACAAAGUCAGGGAUCGUCUGCAAACUGUCAUCGAAUUCCUUAAAGCGGAGGGCGCUGAUGUCCUUCCUCCGCAUCACUAGCUGUUUUUAUAUUGUGACUGCAAAAAAUAAAAGAAGAAACUGAAGAAAUGUGA
Molecule: messenger RNA, 1641 nt
Organism: Ornithodoros turicata
Lineage: Eukaryota; Metazoa; Arthropoda; Arachnida; Ixodida; Argasidae
Exons: 12
Coding region: 206-1588 (460 amino acids)
Source: RefSeq, a predicted model, not a curated record